AUGCCUGGCCGUCUAGCUCAACCAACCACCAUGCGACAACCAGCAGCUCCCAUUCCCUCGCCCUUCCAAUCCUCCAUUGCGAAACCAGGCCAAGGGAAAGUCGUCCUCUCCCUCCUCCCACCAGCAAACCCGACCCUCACGACCCUCACAUACAAAUACCCAUUGAAGCUCGUCCCCCGAACUGGCGGCUUCGUCCCAAGCCCCGAAUCCUCCGCCCUCUCCGACUCAUGUCCCUCACACCCAGUACAUCUCUACCUCCUCACCUACGGCGGCGGCCUGCUGCCGGGUGACCACAUCGAAGUCUCCAUCACCCUAGAAGCCAAGACCCGCAUGGUAGUCACAACCCCGCAGGGCAGCACGAAGAUCUUCAAAACAGACCCAAACAACAGCGCAAAUAGCCCCAAUGUCAUCAAGGGCCACCGCAAGCAAAUGCCCGCAAACCCCAGUAUCUCCGACAUGAGCCAGCAAACCCUCGACGUGCACAUCGGCCGCCAAGCCGCCCUCUGCUACCUCCCCGACCCCUCAGUCCCCUUCCAAAACAGCCGCUACGCCCAAAUCCAAACCUUCACCGUCGACGCCACGGCAAAAGGCGACCAGCGGAGUAGUCUGUGUGUCCUAGACUGGGUAACGCAAGGCCGGACAUCCCGCGGCGAAAACUGGAACUUCCGCUUCUGGCGCGGCCGCAAUGAAGUCUGGGCUGCAGAUGAGAAAACGGGCAAGAGCAGGCUCUUACUCCGUGACUCGGUUAUUCUCGACGAUGAAUCCGAGGACACCAGCGACGAGGAGGACGAGUAUUCGGAAGAUGAAGUCGAGCGUACGGAUGUCAAUAUCCAUAACGGACUUGAUAAUCAUUCGAACUCCAACUCCAAUUCCAAUUCUAACUCCAUCACCUCCAGUCGUCCUCGGCCGCCACAGAAUGGCUUAACGCCCAUGAACAUCAUCCAAGAACGGACUCGGCCUCAUGGCGUCGUGGGCACGUUAAUCCUCUCCGGUCCUGUCUUUGAAGCGUUGGGCUCGUAUCUCAUGCACGAAUUCCAGACGCAACCGCGCAUUGGUAGUCGCAAUUGGUCUGAUCAUGGAUCAGCUGCUGUACCUGAACCGUCCGUUAGUCAUCAUGGUGAUGUGACGUGGACGGCGGCGCGGGUGCGGGCUGGGUUUGUGCUUGUUAAGUUUGGAGCUAAGGACUUUGAGACAGCUAAGCAUUGGCUUGGGGGGUUGAUUCGGGAGGAGGGAAGUGUGACUCGAGAAUUUGGUGAGGAGGCGCUGUUUUGUCUGUGA
This is a messenger RNA of Penicillium arizonense, 1278 nucleotides long. Its product is annotated as urease accessory protein UreD. Gene Ontology annotation, molecular function: nickel cation binding. Bases 1 to 1278 code for a protein of 425 amino acids. The transcript has a single exon. The record is from RefSeq and is a predicted model, not a curated record. Lineage: Eukaryota; Fungi; Ascomycota; Eurotiomycetes; Eurotiales; Aspergillaceae.